Microsporum canis CBS 113480 is the source of this 1929-nucleotide messenger RNA. Its product is annotated as tyrosinase. The coding region runs from base 1 to 1929 and encodes 642 amino acids. The transcript is spliced from 8 exons. Gene Ontology annotation, molecular function: oxidoreductase activity. The record is from RefSeq and is a predicted model, not a curated record. Lineage: Eukaryota; Fungi; Ascomycota; Eurotiomycetes; Onygenales; Arthrodermataceae.
AUGGCGGGCUCCCUAUGGAGAGGACUUACUGUCCUCUAUUUCUUGCUGUGCACAACUCUACCAACGUUCGCUACCGUCUUGGUUAAGGGUGUCCAGGAAGGAGUUAACCAAAGCACUGGUCAAAGACCCGCUCGGCAAAAUCUUGCAUCAUGGGAAUUUUCCGGACCAGCUUUCGAUCUUUAUGUUCAAGCUCUCCGGGAUUUCCAAAACACUGAUCAGAAGGAUAUUCGCAGUCACUACUCUAUAGCAAGUGUUCAUGGCUUGCCAUAUGGGCCAUGGGACGGGGGUAUGCAAUCCUCUCGUCAACAGGGAUACUGCUUGCAUGAUUCAACACUGUUCCCUCUCUGGCACAGGCCUUAUUUGGCUCUUCACGAGGUUAGAAGACAACAAUCAAAUAACGAAAUGAUCUGGACUCACGCACAGAAAAUCGCAGCCUCCUAUCCCCAGAAUGUACGUGCCCAAUAUGUUACCGCCGCAAAGACACUACGAAUUCCAUACUGGGACUGGGCGAGCAAUCCGGAAGUCCCUCGCUCCAUGACAACCUCCAAAAUCAACAUCAACACACCCUCGGGUAUGCAGGAAAUCGACAACCCAUUGUAUCAGUACAAAUUCGACCCGUCUGUCCAAAAAGGUUUCCCAGCUGCUGAUUCGUUUACAUCCUGGUCGCAUUCUACUCGAUACCCGGACGGUAAUGGAGAAUCCCAGAAUGACCGAGCGACUAGAGCGAUGAGAUCCAACGGUGCAUCCCUUCGGUCCAGCAUUUACCAGCUUCUUAGUGGCGAGUCUGAUUAUAGCACUUUCUCAACUCAAGCAUUGCCAGACCGUGACGGUUACAAUAACGUUGAGACCGUGCAUGGAUAUGUUCACAGCUUGGUUGGUGGUCAGGGACACAUGACUUAUGUCCCAUGGUCUGCUUACGAUCCAAUUUUCUGGCUUCAUCAUGCGAACGUUGAUCGCCUCAUCGCUCUUUGGCAAGCCAUCUAUCCCGAUUCAUAUGUUCAGCCAAUUCCAAACCGCGGUGGAUCGUAUAUCACUCAACCAGGAACUAUCGAAGAUGGAAACUCGCCUUUGUACCCAUUCCACGCCAAUGAAAACACGUACUAUACCGCAAACACAGCACGGUACACUAGAACCUUUGGGUACACUUAUCCCGAGGUUGAAGACUGGGGCGUCAGCAAGGCCGAUCUAGAAAAGAAUGUUCGACGACACGUUAAUGAACUGUACAACAAUCCUACAAGCCAGCCCAAGAAGCGGACAACGGUUCACCGUCGCGCUCUCAGAUCCGAUGGAUACACCCACGCAAACAACAAAAGCCAAUCGAACGGUAUCUCAGGUACCCGCCUUGAGACCCUACUAGACAAUACCUUCGAUAUUGUUGAGGCUAUCGGUGACUCUAUUAGUCAAAGCUUGGAAAUGUUCGAUGAAUGGGGUGUCAACAACAUGAAAAAGCAGUGGGUUGUUAAAAUUAAGGUCAACAAGGCUGCCGUGGGUAAACCUUUUAGCAUUCACUUCUUUAUGGGAGAUGCGCCAAAGGACGCGAGCACUUGGUGUUAUGCAUCCAACUUGAUCGGAUCUUAUGGUGCAUUCGUUCAAGGAAUGGGCAUGUCCGAACCCAGCAUGGUUAGUGGAGAAAUUCCACUUUCGUCCGCCCUAGCUGCACUAUUGUCCACCAGCACUAUUUUGGGCUUGGAUGAUGAUAUUGUUGUCCCUGUACUCAGCAAGUUCCUCACAUGGAAAAUUCAAGAUCAAGAGGGCAAUGUCAUUCCAACUGAGGACAUUGUCGAUUCCAAUGGGGGUAAAGGAUUGGAGAUUCGUGCUGCCAGGCGUGAUGUCAAGCCCUUGAGUAAGGGUGACCUAGACAACUUCCCCGAAUACGGAGAGUGGGUGAUGUAUGAUGAUAUUACCCGGGGAAAGGUUGGCGGUUAUUAA